Messenger RNA from Callorhinchus milii (elephant shark), 3114 nucleotides. RefSeq names its product glutathione hydrolase 7. The transcript has 16 exons. Bases 203 to 2188 code for a protein of 661 amino acids. Gene Ontology annotation, molecular function: glutathione gamma-glutamate hydrolase. The record is from RefSeq and is a predicted model, not a curated record. NCBI's taxonomy places the organism in Eukaryota, Metazoa, Chordata, Chondrichthyes, Chimaeriformes, Callorhinchidae. Gene Ontology annotation, cellular component: plasma membrane. Gene Ontology annotation, biological process: glutathione catabolic process.
GUCCCAUUCCAGCCACCCGCAGAGGGGUGUGAAGAUGUGAGAAUCUGCAGACGUUGUUGGGUGGAAUCCGAGCCCCACAUCGUUGCAUUGCGCAGUGAGCAAUCUGGUUCACAAUCCUCAGCACAUUAGGAAGAAAUAUUCCCCACUGAUUGAUUGAUUGAUUGAUCGAUCGAUUGUAACCGGCCGUGACCGGGAAGGGAUUAUGGCGGAUGACAGGACAGAGCCCGGACAGGACACAAACCUCGGGGCCUAUUCUCCUGUGGACUACAUGAGCAUCACCAGCUUCCCACGGCUGCCAGAAGACGAUGCGGGAUCCACGGAAAACGUACUGCGAUUCCGCAAGGAGGACGACUGCUCUCUGGGCGACCCGGACCCCGCAGAUCCAGAUCUUUUCCUGAAAUCCGCUCGACUCCGGCGCCUGCCGUCCUCUUCCUCUGAAAUGGGCAGCCAGGAGAUGUCGCCGCUGCGAGUCACGAGUAAGGAUCCUUUCUCAGGCGACUGCACCUGCCGCCAGGAUGGCUUGACUGUCAUCAUCACUGCCUGCUUGACAUUCGCGACUGGCGUGACUGUGGCGCUGGUGAUGCAAAUAUACUUUGGAGAUCCACAGAUUUUUCACCAGGGCACAGUGGUCACAGAUGUGGCUCGAUGUUCCGCUCUCGGCACUGAGAUACUGAACCGUGAUGGCUCUUCGGUCGAUGCAGCUAUAGUGUCUGCAUUGUGCUCAGGAAUAAUCCACCCCCACAGCUCGGGAAUUGGAGGGGGUGGAGUGAUGUUGGUUCAUGAUAUCAGGAAGAAUGAAAGUUUCAUCUUGGACUUCAGAGAGACGGCCCCAGCAGAGGUUGAAGAGCAGAUGUUCAGUCAUAAUGGGGAGGACAAGCCUGGUCUCUUGGUGGCUAUCCCAGGUAUGCUAAAAGGAUUGUACCAAGCUCAUCAGCUCUAUGGCAGAAUCUCCUGGUCCAAGCUCAUGGCUGCUGCAGCAGAUGUUGCAAAAGAAGGUUUCAACAUCACCCAGGAACUUGCCAAAGCUAUCAACCAAGUGAAAGAUAAAAACCUGUCCGACAAUUUCCGUGAGACCUUCCUGCCGUACGGGCAGCCGUUACAGCCAGGAGCCUUCAUGAAACGCUCUGACUUGGCGGCUGUUUUGAACGCAGUCGGCGUGGAGGGAACGUCGGCAUUUUACAACACAAACGUUACAGAGGAGAUGGUUUCUGAGGUUCGGAGUAAAGGAGGAGUAAUGUCUGAGGAGGAUUUUGCUAAUUAUACUGUCAUUGUGGAGAAGCCUGUUGAAGGAUCUUAUCAAGGUCACCUCGUGCUGACAGCUCCACCUCCACACGUGGGCCCCGCUCUCAUCUCUGCUCUCAACAUCAUGGAGGGUUUCAACAUAACAACACAGGCAGCCAGGAAUCUCACCUUCCAUCUACUCGCGGAGUCAUUGAAAAUCGCUUUAGCUCAGGCGAGCACCCUCUCCGACCCCUUCUUCGAUUCCUCCGUGGCUCACACAUCAGAGCAAAUGCUCAGUAAAUCGGAAGCCAAUGUUCUACGUCAGCUUAUCAAUGACAGUGUGGCUAAUCCUCCAGGACACUACAUGCAGUUCAAUUCCCUGGAGGCUGGUCAUCCAGUGAGCCAAGUACAUGUCAUAGGACCAGAUGACCUCAUUGUUUCUGUUGUGAGCUCCCUGAACCGUCCGUUUGGCAGUGGGAUUAUGACCACCUCCGGUAUCCUGCUGAACAGCCAGAUGUUGGAUUUCUCCUGGAAUAAAACACAAGACAGUUCCACAAUGAACCUUAGAAAUAACAUUCAACCCGGUAAAAGGCCUAUGUCCUUUCUGCUCCCUACCAUCGCCCGACCCUUGCGAGGCAUGUGUGGGACAUAUCUCUCCCUUGGAGCUUCCAGUGGAAUCAAAUCUCUUAGCAGCAUCACAGAGGUCCUGUUGAAUAUAUUUUCCUUCCGGAAGAAUUUGAAUGAAAGCCUUACACUCGGCCGGCUCGCUCCACAGCUUCAUCCAAAUAAUCUGCAGGUCGACAAUGAAUUCCUGGAGGAAGAUGUAGAAUUCCUCGAGGAUCGAGGUCACGUUGUGGUGAGAGAAGAGAUCCUUUCCUCGGUUCACAUAGCCAAAAGGGUGAACGAUAUCAUCACCGGUGCAAAGGACCCACGAAGCAGUGACGCGGCUGCAUCCGUGAUUUCAUAGCCAAACGUUCUUUCAGAUCGAUUUGUUUUUCAGUUCAGCAUGAAAUCAUGAAAGGGAGAAAAAGGCAUAAGCAGGGAAAGAGAAGACUGUUGUGUGACAGUAUUGGGAGAAGUAGAAUUCUGGAGCGAUCUAUGGGGAAACUCUCCCUCCCUCCUUCCCCAGCCUGGUUUUCAUUGAUGCUUAUAAAUGAAAAUGGCCUGACUUAUACCGCUUGUUAAUAUUUCGUAACUGGAAUUUUAGAGGAGAUAAACUGUGAAAUGCACGCUGUGGGUCAUUGUCUUAGAGCCAAAGCUUGCUGCAGAUUUGCUUAGUGGUAUCCCCACCGCAGCCAAAGACUAAAGAUAGUCAUUCCUUCUAUUGGAUAAAGGCAGAGCCAUUUUGCCACAUUGAUAUAUUUUCUCAAUUCUCAUUCAAGAGGAUUCCCUGCUCCAUUCUCAUUUGGGCUCUCUUGUCUGUAUCCCUGGAUCAUGUGAAUCCAAUCUUUGGAUAGCCAAUGAAGGUUGAAACUUAUAUCACCCCAGGCUAUCCAAUGUAUGUGUAGGGUUGCUUGUUUUGAGAUAGUCUGUGCCCAGUUAGUUAGAAAGAAAUGUUAAUAAACAUUAAAAAAUGCCAUUCCUGUGGCCACUUACCCUCCACACCCAAACUAGCUAGAUAUUCCCAUUUUGGGUAAAUAACUAGUGACAACAAAACUGUCUUAUAUUAUGAAUUUUAUUGCUCUAGUUUUCUUCUUUAAGGUGAAAUCCAUCUUAAAUAUAGUAUUGAAUUAGUCACACCUAAUAUUUUAAUUCUUACUGGGGGCUAAUGAACUUUUUGGCUGGCCUCCAAGAAGAAUGAAGCUCUAAGUAAUGGUUUUCCUGAGCUCUUUGGAAAUUAAUUAUUCCAAAACAUAUAUUUUAUUAAAAAUGAACUGAAGAUAAUAAUAAUAA